CUUCCUUUAAAGAUGUCUUGCCAACACGAAAAUUUAGACGGUGGAAAAUGCACAAACGCUUCCUGUGAUUAUUGCUUACACGAAGUCAAGUUUGGCGGUUUAUGUGCUGUUUGCGGCAACGUCAUUCAAGACGAGGAAGAAUCACAAGUCGAUCAAAUUAAAAUGACACACAAAGACACUGGCAUCACUGUCAGCUUAAACGAGGCAAAACGUCUGGAACAACAGGAUGCAAAAAGAUUAUUAGAGGCAAGAAAGCUUUCUUUAAUCGUCGAUCUGGAUCAGACUAUUUUACAUGCAACAUGGGAACCUUCAAUUGCUGACUGGGUCAAAGAACGAAAAGAAACAGAUAGCCAGUCUGUCAAAGAUAUCAGGCAAUUCACCUUGGACGGUAGUCCGUUAAUUUACUCCAUUAAAUUAAGACCAGGACUAUCUGAAUUCCUCAAAGAUGUGUCUAAAAAAUACGAAAUGCAUAUCUACACGAUGGGCACACGUUCCUAUGCUGAAGCCGUUGUGAGAGAAAUUGACCCUGAUGGUACUCUUUUCCAGGACAGAAUCCUAUCUCGUGAUGAAAAUGGUAGUAUGACAAAAAAGAGACUCGAACGCUUGUUCCCUUCAGAUACAUCCAAGGUUGUUGUACUCGAUGAUCGUGGAGAUGUCUGGGAUUACUCUCGUAACCUUAUCCAGAUCAAACCUUACGAGUACUUUAUUGGUAUCGGUGACAUCAAUUCGCCUUUUGCUCAACCCAAAAAGGACAUUAUACCAUCCGCUGAAUCUCUCUCCAAAACAAUUGUACAUAAACAGUCUUCUACCGCACCACACACGAAUACCAGCGACGAGAAGAAUGCUGCAAAUGAUCGAGAGGACCCAGAUCACAAGGAUGAGGCAAAUCACGAAAAUGGGUUAAACAUCAAGGAAGAGCCAAUCCACAAAGAAACGUCAAUCCAUCAUCAAGAAGACCUCCAUAUUAAAGAGGAACCAAAUCAUGAGGAUGAGUCAAAUCAUAACGAAGAACCAAAGCACAAUGAGGAUCCAAAUCACAUUGUGCAGGCAAAUCAUAAAGAAGAGACACAUCAUAAUGCAGAACCAAAGGUUAAAGUGGAGGUAGACGAAUCAUCGAUAAGGCUGAACGAUGAUAAUAACAUUACAGCUCACGCCGAGAAGGAUAAAGAGGAUAAAGACGACGUCCCAGCAGUAAAAGAGGAGGAAGGCAGCCAAAGUGUGGGCACAAACAGUAUAGAGGAUACGGAUAGUUCAUCGGAAAAGAACCAUGAUGGAGAAAGUGCGGAUAUUUAUUCAGAUACAGAGGAUGAUGAAGAGAACGCACCUAAAUAUCCACCUCCAAAAGAUGAUGCCGUGUUUAAAGUUCCUGCAAGGAUUCAAAAGGACACCCAUUUGCCAAACACACAUGAUGCCGAUGAUACUCUUCGUGUCAUACGAAAGACAUUAUUCGAUGUACAUAAUAUAUACUUUAACGACCUCUUGAAGCGUAACCAAAAACCUGACGUGGCCAUUAUUUUAAACUCGUUAAAGCGAAAAGUUUUACGAGAUGUGAACGUGGUUUUUUCUGGCAUCAUCCCACUUCAUCAGACACGGCCUGAAGAUUCUUGGAUUUGGCGUAUGGCGACUUCCUUUGGAGCGAAUUGCUUUCAUGAAUUAACAGGAAAAGUGACCCAUUUAAUUGCUGCUAAUCCUGGUACAGAUAAAGCUUUGACAGCAAGGAAACAUGGAAAUAUCAAAAUCGUGACACCUGCAUGGAUCACCGACUCGGUUUGGAAUUGGGAACGAUUGAAUGAGACAGAAUAUUUAUUACCAAUGGCUGAUGUCACACCACCCGAGCCUGAAAUAGAGGAUCCAGAAUCUACGCUUUUAGAAAUCGAGUUUGACUGGGAGGAUGAUGAAGUGGAUGAAGCGUUAGGAAGCGAUGACGAAGAGGAUGACGAAGACGAAAAAAACGUGGAAAAGACAAAUGGAAAGGCUCCUUCAAUACCAAAACAGCCUGAGGAAGACCAGGAUUUGGAUGAUUUAGAAGAGGAUGAGCUAUUUCGUGCAGAUAUGGAUGCUGUCUUAGGCGAAGAUAUGGAUGAAAUAUUGGGUUCUGAUGAUGAUGACGACAUGCCGGAUUCAUACGAUGAAGAUGAGUAUGAUAUGUCGGAUGAUGAAGAGAGAAUUUCACUUAAGAGAGAGAGAGAAGACGAUGAUUUGGAUGAUGAGCGACCAUACAAACAUUAAAUACCUAUCUGCUUACCUUGUAUAAAUUAGCUUUUUUUAAAUAUUCAAUAAACUACGGAACAUGCUUUUUAUUAAGUAUCUACAAGAAAGGGCGAUCUUUGGGAGAUUUUUCGUUUACUUUUUGUUGUUAAGGAUGAGCACUUAAUCCUGAAGCAUUACUUGCUCUUCUAUUAGGGUUGGAGAUACUUAAAGCUCUUGCCAUUCUUCUACGU
Molecule: messenger RNA, 2441 nt
Organism: Mucor mucedo
Lineage: Eukaryota; Fungi; Mucoromycota; Mucoromycetes; Mucorales; Mucoraceae
Exons: 6
Coding region: 13-2229 (738 amino acids)
Cellular component (GO): nucleus
Molecular function (GO): RNA polymerase II CTD heptapeptide repeat phosphatase activity
Source: RefSeq, a predicted model, not a curated record